UUUAUACAUUCAGCAAAAUUGCUGGCUGUGUGUGUGUGUCCGUAGAACUGAAGAAGAGUCAGGCGCAUAACAAAUAUUAUGAUAUGCUACAGAAGUAGGAAGCAGUGCAGCAUGAAAAGAUAAACAUUUCAUGGUUUUUUUUUCUCAUGUUUAUUUCUCUCGAUCACACAAUAUACAUUUUACAAGAUGGUGCCUAAACCUAUGGUUUUCGAACUGGGCUCUGCGGUGGAAGUCAGCAUCUACGACGGCUCAUGGUUUUCAGGCACCAUCAUCGGCUGCGAUAACUCCGACAGAUUCUUGGUCCAGUACCAUUGUAAUUCGGUUGAGAUCGCAGUUGUUAGUCUUCACCAUCUCCGACCACUUCCUCCACCAAAUAGCCACCAGGAAUUCAAGUCCGGCGACAAGGUGGAGGUGUUCCACGACCACUGCUGGCGGGAAGGCCAUAUCACAGGAGAUUUAGUUAAUGGAAGGUUCGUUGUUUCUUUCCGAUAUUCGAAGGAGAUGACGUUUCCGAAGGAGCAGCUUAGAGAACACCGGCAGUGGAUCAAUGACAAUUGGGUUUCCUCAAACAGGGACAGGAUCAGUGAGUUGCCUGACAACGUUCUUCUUCAUAUAAUGAAUUUUGUGGACACAAAAGAUGCUGUUAAAACCUGUGUCUUGUCUAAACGAUGGAAGGACCUUGGCAAAGGACUAGUUAAACUCACAUUCUCUCCAAACCUCUUUGAACUUGGGCUAGUUGGGACAGUUGAAAGUGCUGAUCUCUUAAAGGUAAAUGGGUUGGUUGAAAGUUUUAAGAAAUUCGCAUCUUGGGUUUUUUCUAGCCGAGAUGACUCUUGUUCCCUGCUUAAUCUUACUAUUCGCCAUACAUGGACGGAGCCUGAACACCUAGAUAGGAUCAUUAAAUAUGCUGUGUUUCACAAUGUCCAGCACUUGACAUUGCGUAUAUAUUCAGGCUUUAGACCCAACUUUGAGUCCAUCCCUUUAAUCUUUUUCUCUAAGUCUUUGACAUAUCUUGAGAUUUGGAAUGGGUGUGACCUUCCUGAAAUAAUACUUCCAAAAUCUCUUAACCUGCCUGCAUUAAAAAGCUUGAAGAUUGGAUAUUUCAAAUUUACUGCAACUGACAAUGACUGUGCUGAACCCUUUUCAAACUGUCUUGUUUUAAAUUCUUUGAUGCUUAUAGGUUGUUCUUUGCAUGAUGAUGCACAAGUCCUCCGCAUAUCUAAUUCUACCCUUUCUAGAUUGACAAUAUUUGGAGGAAAAACUUAUCAAAUUGUGCUCUCUACUCCAAAUCUUAGUUCUUUUACUAUUUUGGAUAGUACUGUCAGUCACCAACUCUUCUCCACUUGCAAUCUUCCUUUCCUUGGAGAAGUAAAUAUCGACAUGUAUAGGGACGGAGGUUCAGAUGAAGGUUGGAACGAGAAAAGUUCAAUAAUCAUGAAAUGGCUACACGUGCUUGCCAAUGUAAAAAUGUUGACAUUAUAUCCUCGUGCCUUUGAAAUAAUACUACGUGAACUCUCAAAUCCCAUUUCAUUGAGACCUCAACCUCCGAGUUUUGUUAGAUUGGAGUCAUUGACAGUGAAUACACGUUUAUAUGCAAACAUAUCAGAUGAGGUACUAAUAAGCACACUAUUGGGGUACUUGCUUCAAAACUCUCCAAUGGACAAACUUGAUAUCAUAAAUGUUUAAAUGAUAUCCAUGAUCAAUUCUUUAGGCAAAGAAUUUUACGGAAUGUCCAGUUUUUGUCUAUUUUGUACUUACCUUUCUCGUUGUCCUAAAUAGUCUUUACUCAGAAAAUUAUAGGUUUGCUAUAUUGUAAGUGGCUUGUUUAUAGCCUAUGUACCCAGAAAUACUAUUUUUGUUAUCUAUCGUUGGUCUUUAGUCCCUUUAUUUGAA
Messenger RNA from Glycine soja, 1893 nucleotides. Its product is annotated as putative FBD-associated F-box protein At5g22720. Gene Ontology annotation, molecular function: protein binding. The transcript is spliced from 2 exons. The record is from RefSeq and is a predicted model, not a curated record. The coding region runs from base 187 to 1686 and encodes 499 amino acids. NCBI's taxonomy places the organism in Eukaryota, Viridiplantae, Streptophyta, Magnoliopsida, Fabales, Fabaceae.